AUGUCAGUGCAAUUGGGCAAUUCAACACCUCACACUCUGCCAGAUACACCAUCAUCGUCAAAAUCAAAGAAACGCAAACAUGAGGGUAAGGACGAGCGAUCAUCUGACAAGAAGAAGCGAAAGCACGACCGGGCAACCCAGAGUACCGAUGCGACUGCGGCGCCUGCGCUAGAGGUCGAGGACUCACAUUCUAGUUCUAAGACGCCAAAGAAGAGGAAGGGAAAAGAGACUCCGUCUGCCGCAAAGGAUGAGGAAGCGUCCGCAGCUGUCGCAACUCACAAUGCGGCGGCAGCGGAAGCUGUUAACGAAGCUGAGGAUGCUGCCCGAACACCUCGCACCGAGAAACAGAAAAGGAAAUCCAAGAAGGACAAAUCGAUAUCUUUGGAAGAAACUCCGGUGAAAGACAGUACACACAACGCAACAGAAGAUGAGCCCGCUUCUGAGUUCGCUACACCCCAUCAGGAAGUCGAGUCGCAGUCUCGCUCAAACAAAAAGGACAAGAAGGAAAAGAAGAAAAAGAAAUCGAAGUCCAAAGACACGACGGAGCACACCAGCGAUGAGCCAUCAGUAGUCACCGCCAACGGCAUUGCUGCUGCGCCUGUUCUUGCGGGCGAUAAUAGCGACAUCGAACUUCUGGACGCCCCUCCCCUCUCCACAGCCACACCGGUCACCAGUACUGACAUCCCAUCCGACACCAUCACGGUCCUGGACCCCGAUCUCCUCUCCUCCAUAAAACCCUCGCCAUUCUACUCCACGCGCCUGUCCCUCCUCCUCUCCCUCCCCGCCAUCGCCCACUCUCCCAGCUCAGCGCUCUCCUCCUUGCUCGCAACGCACAUCACGCCCCUCCUCUUAAACUACUUCGCGCCCGCACGUGGCGUCGUUCUCGCCUUCUCCGAUCCCGUCCUCAGUGCCCGAGCCGGCGACGGGCUAGGCGCGCCACUCACCACGCCUUCAGCGACGAGCGCAGCGGUGCGAAACGUCCAUAACGCGUACGACGUCCUCGCAAAGACGGCAGACGAGUUUGGAGCCUCCUGGGCCUGGCUCACGGUCACACUGCUGGUAUUCUGCCCCGAGCACAACGACGAGCUCGCGGGCUGGGCCAAUGUGGUCAGCGAGGGUUUCGUGGGCGUCAUCGCAUACAAUUACUUCCAGGCCGGCAUCGGCAAGGCCAGGGUACCCAAGGGCUGGCAGUGGAUGGGCGCGACGGGCUCGCAGCAUCAACGCAAGAAAGCGAAGAAGGGACGCUUGGGCGACGGAGUCGUGCCGAGCCAGGACAAUGAUGCGGACGACCCUCCGGCCAGCAUGCAAUCUGGACCGGUCUAUGGCACGAGGACGGACGAUGAUGCAGGAUACUUUGUCGAUGAGAAGGGCGAGAAAGUACCCGACGUACUGAAGUUCCGCGUCGUGGACACGGACAUGGCGCCGGCGCACGAGGCAAGCGGCGGCAGCAGCUGGUCGUUGCAGAUCGACGGGACGUUACUCGAUGAAGAGGCAGAGCAACGGCUGUUGGAAGAGGAGAAGGACAAAUUUGAGCGGCAGCAGCAGAGCAGGGGGCGGUCACGGGCGGCGGCCGCAGGAGGUGAUGCGGUCAUGAUGAGUGGUGGGCUGGCGAGGAGUCGGCACGGCAGUGUCAUGUCUUCGAUUGCGGGGGGCCCUUGA
Cyphellophora europaea CBS 101466 is the source of this 1659-nucleotide messenger RNA. RefSeq lists its product as uncharacterized. NCBI's taxonomy places the organism in Eukaryota, Fungi, Ascomycota, Eurotiomycetes, Chaetothyriales, Cyphellophoraceae. The transcript has a single exon. The record is from RefSeq and is a predicted model, not a curated record. Bases 1 to 1659 code for a protein of 552 amino acids.